AUGUCUACUUCUGCUGCCGCUAAUGCUACUGCACAAGGACCUGCCGGCCACACGAAGAACUUAAAUACUGCAGCGGCUAAUACGAGGUUUAGACACCGAAAAAUAUCAGUUAAACAACAAUUGCAUAUUUAUAAGCCAUCUGACCUUAAAAAUUUAGACGCCGAGGAACUUCAACAGAGAGAUGUCAUUGAUGUCGAAACAGGUGUUGAAAAGAAUGAAGAGAAAGAGGUUCAUUUACACAAAAUUUUACAGAAAAAACAAGUAACUACUGCUAAAAAAGAUUAUAUCCCAACCCCUGAUGCAUCUCAUAUAUGGAAAGGGUUUGAGCAAUUUUACCAGGGGAAAUACAAUUUUCCAAAGACUUAUAUCAAAUUUUCUGCUACAGUAGAAGAUUGUUUUGGGGCCAAUUAUUUCAUGGAUGAAAUAGACGAGAAAUUCUUAAAUGAAAAAGUUAAUUUGAAUAUCAAUGAUGAUGAUAAAGAUAAAUUUCUAACAGAAGAUGAAUUUGAACUAUUAUGCUCCAAUUUUGAAAAUAUCAUUCAUGAACGACAACCCUUUUUAUCAAUGGAUCCUGAAACUAUUUUAGCAUUUAAUGAAAUAAAACCAUCUCUUCUAAAAGCUGAUUAUAAUGAUAUAUCUUUGAAAAAAGAAUUAGCUAAAGAUAUAGGCAUUAAUGAUAGCGAUAAGAAUACAGACCCAACUGUAAUACGAACUCAAUUCGAACCAAUUAAUGAAAAAACCGUACGACCUUUGCCAGUAUUAGUAGAGAAAUUUGGUUCUAAAGUUUACGAGCAUUGGAAAAAUCGUAAAAUUCAAGCAAAUGGUAAUAAUAUUUUCCCAGAAUUAAAAUUUGAAAGACCUGACGAAAAGGAUGAUGUUAACCCUUAUGUUUGUUUCCGUAGACGUGAUGUUAGGCAUCCAAGAAAGACAAGACGUAUAGAUAUCUUAAAUAGUCAUAAAUUAAGAAUGAUCCAUAAAGCAUUAUUAAAUGCGAAAGAUUUGGCAUUGCUAGUGGCAAAACGUGAAAAUACUAAUUUAAAUCUAUUGCAAAAUGAGAAAAAAAUAUUUACUGAAAGACUCGAAUUGAAGAAAUUAAAAAGAUCUCUUAAUAUAAAAGGUGAAGAUGAUGAUUUGAUUAACCAUAAACGUAAAAAAGUACACAUCAUCACAACACAAAGGAGAGAACAAAUGGCAAGACAACAGAGAGAGGAUGAAGAAAAGAAAAUUUUGGAAGCUAAAUUAGCUGCUGAUAACGCAGCAGCGGUCGAGGAUGUUGACGAAAAAACUACAAAAAAGAAUAAAACAAAGAGUUCUAAAAAGGAAUCGUCAACCAAGGCAGCUGCCGAAAAAGUACCUAAAAUACCUGCCGAAAAGAUUCCAAAACCAAUCCCUCCUCAACCACAAACUGUCACCUCACACGUUUAUGUUAAAUUACCAAGUUCUAAAAUCCCAGAUAUUGUUUUGGAUGAUGUUGAAAACUUAUUAUUCAAUAAAGAAAGAAAUGCAAGAAAAUUUGUUCAUGAUAGAAUGGAAAAGAGAAGACUAGAAGAUAAACAUGCAUAUUUCAAUCUUACUGAUGAUCCAUAUAACCCAGUGUUUGAGAUUCACAUACCAAAGGGAGUACAAUCAUCUAACGUUCCAUUCUCUUCAAUUACAUCAUCAAAAUUCGAAAUCCCGAAAUCUUAUUACUCACCAGAUUUACACGAUUGCUUAAAUGGUAGUUCAAAAGAUAUUUAUGCUUUUAAAAGAAAUGGUGAAAAAAUUUCAAGUAAAGAAAGUUAUAAAAUUAAGAAACCAGAGAUUUAUGACCCAUUCGCAACUAAAAACAAUCAAAUUCUAACUAAGGAACAUCCUGUCAUGUUUAGAUCACGUAUUGGCCGUUGUGGGAUCAAAUAUAUUGACCGUAAAAUAAAUACCAGUGUUGCCAAUUCUAGAGAAUCUGAAGCAAUAUUCACUGAAUUUUUUGAUUUUGAUGCUAUUGAGAAACAAGAGAGUAAUUCCAAUGAUGUUAUAGAUGUCUAUGAGUCUAAAAUGGAUGAAUUAGUGAGAUCCCAUGAUCAAUGGAAGUAUGAUUCUACUUUUAAUGAGUAUGGUGCCAAGUUUUCUUCUGAACCUGCUACACUAAACCAGAUUUCCAACGAGACUCAAGUUAUUAGAUUUGGUACAAUGUUAGGUAGUAAAGCAUAUGAACAAUUACGUGAUAUAACAUUGAAAUAUCGUCAAGAAUACAUUAAUAAAUUAAGACAACAAAAAUUGAAUGCUAAAAAGCUAAAAGCAAACACGCCAUCCGUUACUAUAAGCUCGAAUGGCAAUUCAAAUAGUAUUAUUGCCCCAAAUACACAGAAAAACCAGCAGGGAUCCAAUAAAGGUGCGAAAAAUGUAUCCAAUAGUACAGAUAAUAAUUCGUCACAAAAUAAUGAUGAAAAUAAAAGUAAAGAGAAGACAAACAAUAAAACAACCUCCGACAAAACAAAUAAAAAAUCUAACACUCCAUCAAAUCCUUCUACGAUAUUACCAAGCACUAAUGACAUUGCUUCAGAUAAUAAAUCGUCUUCCCCCAGCAAAUCUAUUGGUGAUGAAUCGGUGCUAAAAUCUACUGUAAAUAAUCCUCUUUCAAGUUCUCCAUCUAAGAGAAAGAAAAGCGCUGGCACUGGGAGCAAACCAAGUUCAAAAAAGGCAUCUACAAGUUCUCCAACAAAAAGUCAAUCUAACUCUACUAAGAGUUCUCCAAAAAAAAUUCAAACCAAUCAAACAAGGGCCGGAAGCCCUACUAAGUCUAAUAAGCCAAAAACCAUUAAGGAAGAAAAAGAGAGUGAAACUAAAAGAGAUCAAAUACCUAUUUCUCCCAAAAAGACUUAG
Molecule: messenger RNA, 2859 nt
Organism: Henningerozyma blattae CBS 6284
Lineage: Eukaryota; Fungi; Ascomycota; Saccharomycetes; Saccharomycetales; Saccharomycetaceae
Gene: EPL1
Product: Epl1p
Exons: 1
Coding region: 1-2859 (952 amino acids)
Biological process (GO): regulation of transcription by RNA polymerase II
Cellular component (GO): piccolo histone acetyltransferase complex
Source: RefSeq, a predicted model, not a curated record